AUGAAAGUUAAUUGUGCUGUUAUAGGAUGUAUCAAUAGUUCCUAUAAGCUAGAAAAACUGAAAAAUAAAACGUGUUUUCAACACGAAGGGAAGAUAUUAUCCGAGUGUGGAUGUGAGUUACCAUUCCGAAUGUUUUGUUUCCCAAGUUUAAAGAGAAAUAGCGAAAUAAGAAAACACUGGAUUAGUCAGCUUAGACGAGAAGGAAAGAAGAAAGGAAGUGCAUGGGAACCUGGAACUGCUGAUAGAGUAUGCUCUGAUCAUUUUGUUGAUAAAAUACCAACUGUUAUGAACCCUAAUCCAACAAUAAAUAUGGGUUUUGAUCAACCUGUACAAAAAAAAGCUAGAAGAACAUUAUUAAAGCACCCAAUCACUUCUUUACAUUGUUCUAAUAAAAUGCAGCCUGUAGAACCUUUGUUGACUGAAAAAAGUAAUGUCACCAAGUUUCCAAGUGUUAGUUUUAAUGCAGAUGUUUUGUCACCUAUAUUAUCAGACCAUACCUAUUCAAUGAGUUUACCACUACCUAAUAAAUGUACUUCAUGUGAAUACAAAUCUUCGCUUAUCACCUCUUACAGAGGCCCAAAACAUUCACAUAGCAAAGUUAAGCAACUCAAAUCUGUAUCUAAAUGUAAACUGUUAUCACACAGAGAAGAACUUUUAAUGACACUUAUGCGGUUGCGCUUAGGUUUAUUAAAUGAAGAUAUGGCUGAUCGUUUUGGUAUUUCAAAAUCUUUGUGUUCUAAUACUUUUACAACUUUUAUUAGAAUUAUUGCUAAUAUUCUUGGACAAGCUAUUAUUGUUUGGCUGCCAAGUGAAGUCAUAAAAAAAAACUUGCCACAGUCUUUUGUGAAAGCAAAGCAUCACAAGUGUAGAGUGAUUCUUGAUUGUUUUGAAAUAUUUAUUGAACGUCCAAAGUCCCUUUACAACCAAGCAGUGACUUGGUCUGAUUAUAAGCAUCACAACACUGUGAAAGUAUUAAUUGGUAUAGCACCAAAUGGAUACAUAACGUUUCUAUCCAAAUGUUACGGUGGCAGAUCAUCAGAUAAAUUUAUUACAAGUGACAGUGGUUUUUAUGAUCUGUUGGAAAGAGACGAUGAGGUGAUGGCAGACAGAGGAUUUCAAAUAAGAGAAGAACUAUUAUUUUGUUAUUGCAGCUUAUCAGUCCCACCAGGUGCAAGAGUAAAAAGUCAAAUGACUGCAAGUGAAUGUAAGAAGACUACUGAUGUCGCUAACUUAAGAAUUCACAUAGAAAGGGCUAUAAACAGAAUAAAAACUUUUCGAAUAUUAAAAAAUGUAUUACCUAUUUCAAUGCUUCAUCAUAUGGAUGAUAUUAUUUUAUCGUGUGCAGCUUUGUGCAAUUUAAAGCCUGCUUUAAUAAAAAAAAUCGUUUAA
Molecule: messenger RNA, 1389 nt
Organism: Hydra vulgaris (swiftwater hydra)
Lineage: Eukaryota; Metazoa; Cnidaria; Hydrozoa; Anthoathecata; Hydridae
Source: RefSeq, a predicted model, not a curated record